AUGGGUGGAAACGCCUUCAACGCCGUUCUUGCAGCCAAUGCCUUUCCCCGUAUACCACCAAAGGUCUAUCGCGCACUUAAAGCACGUCUUUUCCCUGCCCUCGUGAACCUAUAUAGCUGGGUAGGGGUACCUAUGGAAGCUCCAGAAAAAGCAAACUAUGGCGAUCUUGACUUUCUAGUAGCUUGUCCAAAAGCUUCAACAUCUAAUGAAGCCGUGGAUAUACCUCAUCAAACAAUCCAAAGUGUCAUUGGGGCCACCUUUGUCAAUCCAAUGGAAGGCAAUAGAACAUCCAACUAUGCCGUACCCGUUGAGCUGGGCGAGUGGGGUUCCCAUGGACAUGCUCAGGAAGAAGAGGACAGUCGUCGGUUGGCUGACGAUGGGAAAAUCUUUUACCAGGUCGAUGUUCAUGUCUGCACUGACAAGGCGGAAUGGGACAGGGUUAUAUUUUUUCACUCCUAUGGUGAUCUCGGUAUGAUCUUGGGCCUUGUUGGCAGGAAUAAUGGUCUCGCACUCGGAGUAAAGGGAUUAAAGAUUCCUGAUCCUCCCAACCCACCCUUUCCAUUGAGCGAGUCGUUCUCGGAAAUCACCCAAUUUUUGGGACUUCCAAUGGAAGUCUACAACGCAGGUUUCAAAACCAAAGUGGAGAUCUUUGAAUGGGUUGCAUUGAUGAAAGGCUUUACGCCUCAUCAAUUUCGUACUGAAGGCGCGGGGAUAUCAAAAGUCAAAGCAGACCGCAAAAUGUAUGCAGAGUUUGUUCAAUGGGUGCAAGCUAACACUCAAACAAAACCAUCGGAGCAUGGUAGCCGUGAGGAAAGACAAGAGAAAAUCCGAUCGGAAGCCCUGGCUUUUUUCCAGAAGAAAGAGGAGUUCGAGGCACUCGCACGGGCAAGGAAUGACAGGCAGCGUCUGAAGGAAGUUUUCUCGGGUUCUCGUGUGCGGGAGUGGGCUGAGAUGGGUGAGCGGUGGAAGGGCGUCAAAGCGAUCAUGGACGCUGUUCGGCAGCGACUAGGUGGCGAGGAAGGCGUGCUGAAGUUUGUAACGGAGAACGGCGAGGAAGAGUUGAGGAAGGUUGUUCUGGAAGUUAGGGACAGCCUCGGUCUCGACGUUGUUUCGACGGACGUUGGGACUUUGAACACCUCGAGUUCUUCGCAGUUUUCCAUCACCCCUGCGGCAGACUCUACUGAACAGUGA
Laccaria bicolor S238N-H82 is the source of this 1191-nucleotide messenger RNA. RefSeq lists its product as uncharacterized. The transcript has 3 exons. NCBI's taxonomy places the organism in Eukaryota, Fungi, Basidiomycota, Agaricomycetes, Agaricales, Hydnangiaceae. The record is from RefSeq and is a predicted model, not a curated record. The coding region runs from base 1 to 1191 and encodes 396 amino acids.